AUGAAUCCUCCAUCGGACACCUCACUCCCAUCAGACUCCGCCCAAGCAUGCCACAGCCCUCAGUCCCAGAGGACGACAGCGUCCUCCCACAGCAAGACAUGGAAGGGCAAAAUGGCAGCAGGGGCGAAGAAGAUAGGCCUUCCCUUUGGGAAGAAAGCACCGGACGAAACAGCGUCUCUUCAAACGACGGAGACGGUUCCGGAGAGCAGCUACACGUAUGAGAAGCCCGAAGGAUCUACAUUGAUGUCGCUAGAGGAAGAAUCCUCACCGACCGAGGCCAUGAAGUACGCCUCCCAAGUACAACACCAGGAUCAAUCGAAGGAGAGUGGGUACAACCAAAUGCUGGGCACGAUGUGGGAAGCAGUAGCAGCGGCCCAGCUAGUUCAGACUACGGAACGGCCCAAUCAACAGACGAGCACACCCAGUGAUCCUGGGGAGAACCCCUCAUGGAAAGAAGCAGCCCAACAAUGGAAGGCGAGCCAAGGGAUACGACGGGGGAUUCCCCAGAGCCAAGAAUCCAAGGCCCUGGGUCCCCGACCAGCUCCUCCAGCUGGCUAUCCUGGUACUUGGCAGACGGAACUCGACGAGUCCAUGGGAUCAACACUCCAAGACGUUAUACGUCACCAAUCCCUAGCUCAAGUCGAUACGUUUCAGACCCUCCAAUCCAACCUGACCCCAGAGAACGAACCCAGUGGGCAGAAGAGGAACGUCGCGCCUCAGCCAGAAAUAUUAUCACUAUCGCAGACCUCAGGACAUGGGCAGAUACCUCCAGGGAGCCCACAACUGCACGAAUCUCACCAGUCGAGUCCACCUCAUCUAUUGGGGGAACCCUCGACACUAUCACCGAGGAGGAAAACCCUAUCCCUCUCUCAAUCCCAGAACCCACUGGGACCCAGACCCCAUACUACUCCGCCGAAGAAGACCCAUGGGGAGAGCAGACAGAUACAGAGGAGCUACUCGAGCAGCACCCCCACGCAGACUCACCGCCCUGGCAGCGCAGGGUCUUAUUCACAGACACCAACGAGGAGGACACUGUCCUCUGGUGGUUCACAGGAAAUCAAUCCUGCGGAGGAACCACCGACGUUGAAGAGGCUGGCUGUGGGCACCUGUGGAAUAGUGAGCAGGCUAAAAGGCAAACCUCAAAAACCCACACACACACUCACACAACUACACAAACUACAAUCACCCUCGUAA
This is a messenger RNA of Desarmillaria tabescens, 1194 nucleotides long. RefSeq lists its product as uncharacterized. Lineage: Eukaryota; Fungi; Basidiomycota; Agaricomycetes; Agaricales; Physalacriaceae. The transcript has a single exon. The record is from RefSeq and is a predicted model, not a curated record. Bases 1 to 1194 code for a protein of 397 amino acids.